Molecule: messenger RNA, 1038 nt
Organism: Penaeus monodon (black tiger shrimp)
Lineage: Eukaryota; Metazoa; Arthropoda; Malacostraca; Decapoda; Penaeidae
Product: protein TANC2-like
Source: RefSeq, a predicted model, not a curated record
UUAGCAUUGCCUGCCUGUGUAAGCGACCCAUCAGCAGCAUUAGUGAAAAGUGUACUGGAACCUCUUCACAAUCUCCAGCGAUUGGGAAAAAUCGGGGCAGAUCCUCUAAUCAUUGUGAUUAAUGGGCUCUGCGAGGCUGAGUAUCAUCGUCCAGAUCAUGCAGUUACUCUUGCUUCAUUUCUUGCUCGCCAUGCAGUCAAACUACCUUCUUUCAUCAAGCUGGUGGUCAGUGUACGGUCACAGUUGGCAGACUUAACACGCUUGUUACCUUUCCACCGCAUAUCACUAGACCCUGACUAGAGAGCCGACCCAACGGCCGACAUGCCCACGCGAGAUCUGAGUGACUACGUCGGUUUCCGGUGUAUGCAUUCAUCAACGAUUAGAUCGAACACCACUGUUACCCAAGGCAAAAUAGAAGGGUCCCUCCAGCACCGCUUUAUGCAACAUGUAGCCCAAAGCAAAGGCUCAAUGCUGUUCAAGUUGAUACUAGAUCUGAUUGAACGAGGACACCUUGUCAUGAAGUCUGGCUCAUUCAAGGUCUUGCCGCAGUCCCUCAGUGAAAUAUUCAUGCUUCUGUUCAACUUACGGUUUCCCAGUGUGCGAAGCUUUGAAAAGGUGGAACCUAUUCUGAAUGUUAUACUAGCAUCACUUAACCCACUGACAUUGCCGGAGAUUUAUCAUUCAGUAAAUGCUGGACUCCUUUACAAAUUCCUUUCCUGGGAUGAAUUCCUAAGUCGUUUUAAGAUACUAAAUUCUUUCCUUGUGAAGAAAGCUCAUGUAUACAAGAACAUGGCACGAUCACUUCCACUGUCUCCACGUGAUCUGCAGGGUUUGUGGCUUGCACAGUCAUCACACAAUGUCUCUCAGGCGCUUGCUUGCACAAGAAACCUGUACAGCCCCAACACAAAGGUAUCGAGGCUGUUACUCCUGGCAGGCGCUUCACUAGACUACCCCACCCUCCCUGCCACCGCCGGAGCCAAUACACCCCCCCUGCCUAUUCCCCCUCAAACCUUGCCCCCACCGGAGCCCUUACCCUAA